Cheilinus undulatus (humphead wrasse) is the source of this 1245-nucleotide messenger RNA. RefSeq names its product ras association domain-containing protein 7-like. Bases 85 to 1245 code for a protein of 386 amino acids. The record is from RefSeq and is a predicted model, not a curated record. Gene Ontology annotation, biological process: signal transduction. Lineage: Eukaryota; Metazoa; Chordata; Actinopteri; Labriformes; Labridae. The transcript is spliced from 5 exons.
GUCACAGCCUGAAAACAGCGGUGAGAAAGAAGAACUGUCAAUGAAACUGAGAGGAGCUUGAACUCAAAGUUGUGCAGCACACUGAUGGAGCUGAGGGUUUGGGUGGACGGUAUAGUCCGAGUAGUGUGUGGUCUGACACUGAACACUUCCUGCCAGGAUGUCGUCGUAGCUCUAGCACAAUCAAUCGGUCAGACAGGUCGGUACAUUCUGAUCCUGAGGUUGAGAGGAACAGACCGACAGCUGGUUGCAGAUGACUGUCCUCUGAAGCUGCUGGCUCAGCUGGGGCAGCAGGCUGCAGAGGUCCAGUUCUACCUGCAGAGGACAGGUCCCAGCCUCAGUGACGGUCAAGACACACCCACUAGACUGAGAGCUCUGCCCAGACCAUCAGAACCAGAUCCUGUUAGGAGUAGGGAGCCACAAAAGGCUUUCACUUUUAAUCUGGGUCCUUCAACAAGUCCCAGGAGGACUAAAUCAAACAGGGCCUGGUCUCCGUCACCCCAAUCCUCACCGGAGCCAAGAGCUUCCCCGGUCUCUUUCCUUGAUUCCCAUAACCUUGUGAAGGCUCUGCCCUCCUCUGUCAAAGAAGAGGUUUUUAGACAGAUUCUGCAGCAACAGAGGAGGCUUCAAGACCUGGAGAUUGAGCUUCAAGCUCUGGAGAGGGAGACAGAGAUGUGGGAGCAGGAGAGGUCGUCUGCUGGUCUGGAGCUGAUCCAGGAAGGGGAGCUGGAGGAGCUGGAGCAGAUGCUGAAUCAGAACGAGACAGAGCUGAUGCACAGAGAGCUCUGGGAGAGACAGUUACAGGAGGAGAUCGACAGAGAGCAAGAAAUGCACAGACGUCUGCAUCAGAUACAGCUCUCGAUGGACGAUCACAGCUUUCAUAUCAGGGAGCUCCACGCCCGCUCUGCACAUCUGGAACAGGAUCUAAAACUUGGAGCUCACACACGGAGCUCUCAGACAGGCGUACGGCAGCAGGACAAGGCCCUGAGGAACCUGAAGCAAGAACUCCACUACCGUCUGCAGCAGGGAGAGGCGCUGGACGCAACAUUAUCAGAAACAGAGAGGGAGCUCGGAGUUGUAGAGGAACAGCUGCAGGACAGGUGGGAGAUGAUUGAGGAGCUGAAUAAGGAGCUGAGACAGUGUAACCUGCAGCAGUUCAUCCAGCAGACUGGGCCUCCCCUUGCAGACCAGACAAACUCCCUGCCCGUCACCGACGUUUACCUCAGAAAUGCAGGGAUAAUGGAGUAA